AUGCGCAGCACACUCUCGCGAUCCCUCCCCCUGCGCUCGUCGCUCUGCUCAGCACGCUCAUCUGCUGCUCCGGCAUCAGCAUCAUGGAGCCGCAUUCGCUCUCCCUUUGCCGUCCCCCGCUUCACCUACGCCACAGGCCCUGACUCCUCCAAGCCCCCAAACCCUCACCAAGACACAAACCACAUCCAGGCCCGGCGCCCGGACAUCAAAGAAGUCACACAUCGCUUCCGCGAAUUCGACCUCCAGGGCCGCGUCUACGUGAUCACCGGUGGAGGCCGUGGUCUCGGUCUUGCCAUGGCCGAAGCCCUGCUUGAAGCUGGUGCUAAGGUCUACUGCCUCGACCGCCUCACAACCCCACACCCCGACUAUGAGCUCGCAAAAGAGCACGCAGACAAGCACUACGGCGGCAGUCUGCACUACCACCGCAUCGACGUGCGCAACGCCGAAGAAACAAACGCCAUCUUCGCCGAAAUCGCCGCCAACAACGGCCGCAUGGACGGCCUGAUCGCCGCCGCAGGCAUCAACUACCUCGAGUCCGCCCUCGAGCACUGCCCCAAGAUGCUGCACGAAGUCAUGGACAUCAACUACAACGGUGUCUUCCACAGCGCCACCGCCGCCGCUAGGCAAAUGUUCAACUACCAGCAAAAGGGCUCCAUCCUUCUUAUUGCCAGCAUGUCCGGGCUUAUUGCGAACAAGGGCAUGACCUCGCCCGUGUACAACUCCUCCAAGGCGGCUGUUAUCCAGCUCAGCAGGAACCUGGCGAUGGAAUGGGGACGGCAUGGAAUCCGUGUAAACUCUCUUUGCCCUGGUCACAUCGUUACUCCCAUGGUGGAUGAGGUAUUCAAGAAGGAGCCUGCUGCGCGGGCUGUGUGGGAGGCAGAGAACAUGCUUGGACGAUUGGCGACGCCAGAGGAGUUCAGAGGUGCGGCACUGUUUGCCCUGAGUGAUGCUAGUAGCUUUAUGACUGGGAGUACGAUGUUGAUUGAUGGAGGACACACUGCUUGGUAA
This is a messenger RNA of Aspergillus puulaauensis, 1008 nucleotides long. RefSeq names its product putative short chain dehydrogenase/oxidoreductase. The record is from RefSeq and is a predicted model, not a curated record. Gene Ontology annotation, cellular component: intracellular anatomical structure. The coding region runs from base 1 to 1008 and encodes 335 amino acids. The transcript is spliced from 2 exons. NCBI's taxonomy places the organism in Eukaryota, Fungi, Ascomycota, Eurotiomycetes, Eurotiales, Aspergillaceae. Gene Ontology annotation, molecular function: oxidoreductase activity, acting on NAD(P)H, oxygen as acceptor.